This is a messenger RNA of Microdochium trichocladiopsis, 1497 nucleotides long. RefSeq lists its product as uncharacterized. NCBI's taxonomy places the organism in Eukaryota, Fungi, Ascomycota, Sordariomycetes, Xylariales, Microdochiaceae. The transcript has a single exon. The coding region runs from base 8 to 1408 and encodes 466 amino acids. The record is from RefSeq and is a predicted model, not a curated record. Gene Ontology annotation, molecular function: oxidoreductase activity.
CAAAAAGAUGGAGAAACAGACGAAUCCCGAACCUGAGCGCCUUGGCCAGUGCCAUACCCACGGGCCCUACCACUACACCUGGUCAAAGCUGCACUGGCCUAAGAGUCACCUUGAGCCCCUCCGCCAAGAGUAUGAUGAGUUGGGAUCGGCUGCGCUUAGCAAACUUCAAGAGCUAUCUCGCACACAAACAUCCUCCACCUCCCCACCUGAACAGACCGACCUUCUCGCCCUGCUCAAGCAACAUCAUCCUUCCGACCACACACUCUCCGCAUUAUGGCACGAACUCAACACCGUGCCAGAAUGGGUAGAUUGGGCACAACUUGCUCGAGGCCAGCGCUUCUUCUACCGCUAUGCACCCGCCAACUUGAUGGGUUUCGCCUUGCAGGGCUUUGUCGGGGAGAACUCUGCCGCCGCGGGCGUCGUCGAGGUCCUUACCAGGACAGGAGGGUUCUCUACACGGGUGCUCUUCCGCCGGCUCCUCGAGACAUUCCAGCUCGUUCUCCAAGUAACCGACUUCUCCUCGCUAGUGGAUUCUCAUGUCGGCCCAGGCGGUGCUGCUUGGGAAACAGCCAUCCGAGUCCGCUUGCUCCAUGCAUCAGUGCGGAACAGGAUCCUAAAGCUCGCCAGCACAAAGGACGGAUAUUUUGACACGGCCAAGUAUGGCGUGCCGGUCAAUACUCUCGACUCAAUCCACUCGAUCUCUACGUUCUGCUGCAACCACAUGUGGCUCCAGCUUCCACAGCAGGGUGUGCAUCCUAGCCCUCAGGAAAUGGCGGAUUACAUUGCGCUGUGGCGAUACGUGGGGUACCUCCUGGCCACCCCGACGGACGAGUACUUCUCUACGGUGGAGCGGGCAAAGGCGACGAUGGAGAGCAUGCUCAUGCAUGAGCACCAGAUCACGCAGACUGCAGUCGUCCUUGGGCAUAACUUCGUCGAGUGUCUCCGGGACUUGCCGCCGUUUAAUGUCUCGGCCCAGUUCAUUGAGGCUGGGAGCCGGAUGAUGAAUGGCGAUGAGGUGUGUGAUGCUCUUGGCUUUGACUUCGAGCCGAGUUGGUAUCACUAUGCCUCCUGGAGGGGUCAUUGCUGGCUGGUGAGAGCACUCGCUGCUUUGCAACAGAGUAUGCCUAGUGGUGUGGACGAAAUCAUCCUGCGGUGGUGGAGGAACACUCUGCACGGCGCAGUGAUUCAAAGUCAUGCUGGCCUUGCUGGAGGCUCGAAGAUGGACUUCAAGUAUGUGCCGCGGGCAGACCAAAUGACCGCGAAAGAAGUCAACGGCCGGUCUAGGCUGCCACGAUCUCCGCUGUACCGACCGGUAGAGGCGAUCUACCUUGCCGUGUGGUUUUCAGGGGUACUAGUGAUGAUCAUUGUGGCCGCUGCAUUGGUAUCAACCCUACAGCAGCUUACUUGAUUGAUUGGAGUUGAUAAAGAUUAACAAGCUAUGAUAACUUGCAUCUCCUUAGUCUUGUGAGGAAUGAAGAGUGUCCUGUCGCUGGCCAA